ACCGUUCUCCUCUGAGGGAUCCAGCAGAAUUAUGCUUUCAGAGAGGUAAAGGUACCACAGAAGUAUUUGGGGGAAUAUUUUUUGUGAAGCCGGAUUACUUGUGGCAUUAACUUGUUUGUUGGAGUAUUUCACCCCUGGCUAUUGGAACUGCACUCCGACGCACGAUGGCUUUUGCCAUGUUGAGGCCAAUGGCAUCUCACCUCGGCUACCCUGACCUCGCCAUGAUGUCUGAGGACGAAGAAAACCGCAGCGAGAGUGACGGCAGCUCGGACCAGAGCUACGGCUGCUAUGCUUCAGCGGACAAACGGCGAAGGAUGUCUCGGAAGUCCGGUAUUGGUAGCGUCCUCAUAGUAAAGCAACGGAACGCCGCAAACGCGAGGGAACGGGACAGGACGCAAAGCGUGAACUCCGCUUUUACAGCCCUUCGGACUCUCAUCCCCACGGAGCCGAUCGACCGAAAACUGUCUAAAAUCGAGACUCUGCGACUGGCGUCCAGCUACAUCUCACACCUGGCCAACGUGCUGCUGCUGGGCGACGGCAGCGAGGAGGGCCAGCCGUGCCUGAGCGCGGUCUACGGAGAGAUGGACGGGAAACAGCCGCGGACCAUUUGCACGUUCUGCCUGAGUAACCAGAGGAAAGGGUUGCGGGACGGUAAGGACUGUCUCCGGAUGCGUGGAGUAAAUUCCGUGCGCAUGAGCCGCCGGUAGGCCGUGAAGCGCAGCGAACACAAACGUAUCCCCAGCCGUUAAUGCUGGGAUGAAGCUCAGGGAGUGCGCGGGCCACGCGAGGAGGACCCAGUUCGGGAGACGGUGGAGACAGACGGGAAGUCUGACAGUGAAGUCAGACAGUAACUUCAGUUUGUGAACAUUUCUGUGUCCAGAUCCCUUCAGGCCUGUGGAAAGAAAAUAAAUACUCUCCAUAUUGUCGGCCAAAAAUAUUUUGAAAUGCAGAGCAUAAAGAUUUUUUAUAAGAGAAUUUAUAAUGUGUUUUCUACAAUGUUUUU
Messenger RNA from Alosa alosa (allis shad), 1003 nucleotides. It is a transcript of the gene tcf15, whose product is annotated as transcription factor 15. Gene Ontology annotation, biological process: developmental process; regulation of transcription by RNA polymerase II. The transcript has 2 exons. Gene Ontology annotation, molecular function: protein dimerization activity; DNA-binding transcription factor activity, RNA polymerase II-specific; RNA polymerase II transcription regulatory region sequence-specific DNA binding. The coding region runs from base 165 to 707 and encodes 180 amino acids. NCBI's taxonomy places the organism in Eukaryota, Metazoa, Chordata, Actinopteri, Clupeiformes, Clupeidae. The record is from RefSeq and is a predicted model, not a curated record.